CCAGCACAAUCAAUCCCUAAUUUUUCCCACUUUUUUUACCCUUUUUGUCAGAACCAUGUCUCGACCUCUUACUGACCAGGAGAAGCGAAAGCAGAUCAGUGUUCGGGGUUUAGCUGGAGCAGAAAAUAUUUCUGAUCUCAAAAAGAAUUUCAACCGCCACUUACACUUCACACUUGUGAAGGAUCGCAAUGUGGCCAAUCCCAGAGACUACUACUUUGCCUUAGCCCACACAGUGCGCGAUCAUCUGGUGGGGCGGUGGAUCAGAACACAACAGCAUUACUAUGAGCAUGACCCUAAGAGAAUUUAUUACCUUUCUCUCGAGUUUUACAUGGGCCGGACACUCCAGAAUACCAUGGUGAAUCUGGGUCUUGAAAAUGCCUGUGAUGAGGCUACUUAUCAGCUUGGUCUUGACAUGGAAGAUCUGGAGGAGAUCGAAGAGGAUGCUGGCCUGGGAAAUGGAGGCCUGGGAAGACUUGCAGCCUGUUUUCUGGACUCAAUGGCCACUCUUGGGCUUGCAGCAUAUGGCUAUGGUAUCCGUUAUGAGUUUGGAAUUUUCAACCAAAAGAUUAGCAACGGCUGGCAGGGGGUUUGCCGGUCAUCUGGGAUCGAAGCCUGGCUCAUUUUGAUUGAGGUCACGCGAUCUACAUUGUCGGUGGACAGGUGGAUACAUCUGUCAGUCACCACCCCGCAAGCGAUUCUGAACACCCUUUCCGAUAAGAAACUUGUAGCUGGGCAAGCAAGCACAUCUAGUGCAUGUUCUGCAAACUAUGGCCACUGGUCCAUCUUGGUCGCCCACUUGUCCAUGGAUCUGGAGCGAGAGCUGACAUGCUCAUUGGCCAUCAUAGACAAGCGGUAG
Molecule: messenger RNA, 856 nt
Organism: Nanorana parkeri
Lineage: Eukaryota; Metazoa; Chordata; Amphibia; Anura; Dicroglossidae
Product: glycogen phosphorylase, muscle form-like
Exons: 5
Coding region: 56-856 (266 amino acids)
Biological process (GO): glycogen catabolic process
Cellular component (GO): cytoplasm
Molecular function (GO): glycogen phosphorylase activity; pyridoxal phosphate binding
Source: RefSeq, a predicted model, not a curated record